Triticum turgidum subsp. durum (durum wheat) is the source of this 1269-nucleotide messenger RNA. The record is from the annotation of a GenBank genome assembly. NCBI's taxonomy places the organism in Eukaryota, Viridiplantae, Streptophyta, Magnoliopsida, Poales, Poaceae.
AUGAUUCUACAUCAUCUGAUGGCCAGGAAUUUAUUUGUAGUUAGUUUGUUGAUUCUUUCGCUUGUCUUUAACUCAUGCACAGCUCACUCAUGGAGGAACAAUAGUUCUCUGGAUGAUGUUGGUCCACGUUGUGAACCUUCUUCCCAUCCGUUUGGUCUGUGCAAGACAAGAGCAGCAGCUUUUGGCUAUCCAUGUGAAGAUCACAUGGUCACAACAGAAGAUGGUUAUAUUCUUAGCCUAAAGAGGAUUCCUCAUGGUGUUUCUAACUCGACCCAGAAUACAACGAGGAUACCAGUACUACUAUUCCACGGGCUCAUGGUGGAUAGCGUUUCUUGGGUACUGGGUACGCCAAAACAAUCACUUGGAUUUAUUUUGGCAGAUGGUGGGUUUGAUGUUUGGUUUGCCAACACCCGUGGAACUAAUUCCAGUCGGAACCAUACCUCGCUCACCCCAGAUGAUCCGGAGUACUGGAAUUGGACGUGGGACCAACUUGCUGCCUAUGAUCUUCCUGCCGUGCUUCAGCAUGUCUAUGAUCACACAGGAGGCCAGAAAGUCCACUAUAUCGGUCACUCCCUGGGAACCUUGAUUAUUCUUGCAGCCUUCUCAGAGCACAGGUUACUUCAUUUAGUUCGAUCGGCUGUGUUGCUCUGCCCAAUUGCUUAUCUGUAUAAGACAAAAUCAAAACUCACCCGGCUUGCUACUCAAAUCCUCCUUGCAGAAGCAUUUCACUUUCUAGGAUAUCGUGAGUUCAAUCCUGUUGGGCCAGUUUCACAUGAAAUUCUGCUCAUAAUAUGCGGUGACCCUGAAAUCGACUGCUACGACCUAUUUACGGCUGUUAUGGGACCGGACUGCUGCCUCAAUGCUUCAACUGUAUGUAACUUCCUGCAGCAUGCUACACAGUCCACCUCUAUCAAGAACCUUAUUCACAUGUCGCAGAUGAUCAGGUACGAAGGGGUCAGAAGGUAUGACUAUGGCAACGCCAAGGAAAACAUGAAGCAUUAUAGCCAGCCAAGCCCCCCGCUGUACAACCUCUCAUCCAUCCCCACCCAUGUCCCCAUGUUCCUCACCCAUGGCGGCCAAGACUUCCUCGGCGAUGUCCCUGACACCAGGCACCUCCUGAAGACUCUUGUCAGAACCCAUGACAGCGACAACAUGGAGGGGCCGCACGAACGCGUACCCCCUCUAUCGCAAAUUACGACGUCCACUCUCCCACUUGGGGAGAUGGUAGGCCAACGCACUCACCAGGUGCAAUGUGAGCCAUUGAUCUAG